Molecule: messenger RNA, 561 nt
Organism: Paramecium sonneborni
Lineage: Eukaryota; Ciliophora; Oligohymenophorea; Peniculida; Parameciidae
Source: the annotation of a GenBank genome assembly
AUGAAUAAAAAUAAAUAUUUAAUGCAGUCAACUACAAUCAUUAAUUUAAAGAGUAUAGAUUUCUAAUCCAAAUUAGUAUACAUUUAAAAUUAAUUAAAAUAGUAUGUAAUUACAAUAUAACAAUUAAGCAAAGAAUCUUUACAAUAAUGGAAAUAAUAUUAAAAAGAUGUGACCGAGUAAGAGGUAAAAAUGCUUAAUUAAGAAUUAGAAAUUAAUAAAAACUCUAAAAAUAAGCAUUAAUUUAGGCAAAUUUGUUUUCUAAAUAAUUCAAUAUAUUUUUAUUAUUUGAUUUAACAAUACAAAGAUGCAAAAUUAAGAUAAACAAAAAAAAUUUAAGGAUAAUUAUUUGCUGAUAUUUUGGAUUCAAUUUAAGAUUUAACUUAAAAUAAGUAUGCUUCAGACAAAAAUUAUGAUAUAAAAAUUUAGAAUGAAUAAAAAAAGAAAAAAAAAGGGAGAAAACCUAAAACGUUGAAAAGCCUAGUUAAGCUGAUAAAUAAAAAGAAUUAUCAUAGAAAUUAGAGAAAGAACAUAUUAAAUUAAAAUAAAAAAUAAAAAGGAUGA